CUGGCCUCCAACCGCGGCACGCUCAUGGAGCUGGGCAUCAGCCCCAUCGUGACCUCGGGCCUCGUCAUGCAGCUGCUGGCCGGCUCCAAGAUGAUCGAGGUGGACCAGUCGCUCAAGGAGGACCGCGCGCUGUUCAGCGGCGCGCAGAAGCUCUUCGGCAUCCUCAUCACGCUCGGCGAGGCCGUGGCCUACGUGGUCUCGGGCAUGUACGGCAACAUCUCGGACAUCGGCGCCUUCAACGCCAUCCUGAUCAUCGUGCAGCUGCUGUGCGCCGGCGUGCUCGUGAUCAUCCUGGAUGAGAUGUUGCAGAAGGGCUACGGCCUCGGCUCGGGCAUCUCGCUCUUCAUCGCCACCAACAUCUGCGAGAACAUUGUGUGGAAGGCCUUCUCCCCCACGACCAUCAACACUGGCCGCGGCACGGAGUUCGAGGGCGCCAUCAUCGCUCUGUUCCACCUGCUGAUUACCCGCUCGGACAAGCUACGCGCGCUCAAGGAGGCCUUCUACCGCCAGAACCUGCCCAACAUCACCAAUCUGCUGGCCACCAUGUUCGUCUUCGUCGUGGUCAUCUACUUCCAGGGCUUCCGCGUGGACCUCCCCGUCAAGUACCAGAAGCUCCGCGGCCAGCAGGGCACGUACCCCAUCAAGCUCUUCUACACGAGCAACAUGCCCAUCAUCCUGCAGACCGCCCUGGUGUCCAACCUGUACUUCAUCUCGCAGCUGCUCUACAAGAAGUUCAGCGGCAACUUCCUCGUGCGUCUGCUCGGUGUGUGGCAGGACGUGGAGGGCAGCGCUGGCCAGACGGUGCCCGUAGGCGGUGCCGCGUACUACAUGUCGGCCCCCAGCAACCUGGCGCAGAUCAUGUACGACCCGCUGCGCUUCGUCAUCUACGUCAUCUUCAUCCUUGGCUCGUGCGCGCUCUUCUCCAAGACGUGGAUCGAGAUCUCGGGCUCGUCGGCUCGUGACGUGGCCAAGCAGCUGCGCGACCAGCAGAUGGUCAUGAAGGGCCACCGCGACUCGUCCAUCGUGCACGUGCUCAACCGCUACAUCCCCACGGCCGCUGCCUUUGGCGGCAUGUGCAUUGGCGCGCUGUCCAUGGUUGCUGACCUGCUGGGCGCCAUCGGCUCGGGCACCGGUAUCCUGCUGGCUGUGACCAUCAUCUACCAGUACUUCGAGACGUUCGCACGGGAGCAGGCGGAGAUGCCGCUCAGCGGCCUCUUCGGCUUCUAAGCGCCUCACUCUAGCGCUGCGACGCAUCUAUAAGUCAUCUGGACUUGCAGAGCAGCCCGCGCAGCCGACCAGCAUCGACAACGACAACCAAAGGAGAGGAGAGGACGCACUUCCCAACAGGGUGUGUUUGUUCCCGUUCAAGGAGUACUAUCAGGUGCUCUUUGCUGAAUUAAUAGUAGAAUUUGGUUAGGAUCAUCAGCAAAAGUUGAGCGACCGAGGUGAGAGGUCCUUCCCCGCUGCCUGGUUCGGAGACGAGCGAGGCGGACGUCAUCUCGGCUGCUCUUAGGUGCGCGAUGGGAUCGUGGGUCCUCUCGCUCCUUUGGGGACGUUGAAGGUGUAGCUCGGGUGUGCGGCGCGCUCGGAUGACAGAGCAGCUUUACAUAAAGCAAAAGAAAAUCUUUGUUUAACAU
Molecule: messenger RNA, 1637 nt
Organism: Phytophthora sojae
Lineage: Eukaryota; Oomycota; Peronosporomycetes; Peronosporales; Peronosporaceae
Exons: 1
Coding region: 25-1227 (400 amino acids)
Biological process (GO): SRP-dependent cotranslational protein targeting to membrane, translocation; post-translational protein targeting to membrane, translocation
Cellular component (GO): membrane; Sec61 translocon complex
Molecular function (GO): ribosome binding; signal sequence receptor activity; transmembrane protein transporter activity
Source: RefSeq, a predicted model, not a curated record